This is a messenger RNA of Manihot esculenta (cassava), 1482 nucleotides long. RefSeq lists its product as uncharacterized. Gene Ontology annotation, cellular component: mitochondrial small ribosomal subunit; ribosome. NCBI's taxonomy places the organism in Eukaryota, Viridiplantae, Streptophyta, Magnoliopsida, Malpighiales, Euphorbiaceae. Bases 343 to 1242 code for a protein of 299 amino acids. The record is from RefSeq and is a predicted model, not a curated record. The transcript is spliced from 5 exons. Gene Ontology annotation, molecular function: structural constituent of ribosome; small ribosomal subunit rRNA binding. Gene Ontology annotation, biological process: translation.
GUUGGAUGUCCCUUGUGAAAAAAGAACUGAAGAGUAGACGGGUGAGUGUACUCUUCUCUUCUCCCUCCUUUUUGUUAAACCCUACUUUGUCGCAGCUCAAAUCCCCGAGAACUCGUACCGGGAACGCCUCUCCCGUCAUCGACGACAUCUCAACGACAUCCUAGCCCGCUAGUCAAGCUCUGGUAAGCUUCAUUGCAGCUCAAAUAAAAAAAAGGGCGACAGAAAAUUGAAGAACCCGAAACUCGAAUCACCAUCAUCUUUUUCACCUGUGACCUUUAAGAUUCUGCGAAGACAGCUAGUGUUAGAAUUGAAGCAAUUUCUCGAAGAUUGCUGGUAGAAGAAAUGAUAAGGAUAGGUGGCGUUUCAUUGCGAUCCAUUAGCAUUCGCUCGUCUGUCCGACGCUUAACUCCCCAUUUCGCUAAACCUCUCUCUACAACUGCUACUUCAGGUGAUCUAAUUGAUGAUAAAGAAAGUCCUAAAUCCUUUGAGUCUCGUGAUGAUUUUGAGCAGCGGAUAUUUGGUGGCAUUUCUGGGAGCAGCUCAGCAUCUGAGUCCUUUUUCCAGAAGCUUGACAGACUUUCAAAGGCCCGCAACUUUACUAAUUCCGGACCAGAUAAAAGAUAUGGUUCCGAGGUUUGGAAUGACCUGGAUGGAGAGGAAGAGUAUGAUGGAAAGGGUGAUGCUGAGGGAAUGGAUGAUUUUGAUGAUAUGGAUGAGUAUGAUGAAAUGGAUGAGAGUUUUGACUCAUUAUCUGAUGGAAUGGAUGAGAAGUUAAAGAAAGCAGCCACAUAUUAUAAGGUUGAUCCUGAGGAAAUGGAAGAGGAAGACUAUGAGUACAGACCUGAUAUGAGAUUUCCAAUUGGGUCUACUUAUGACAUUAAGGAUCUGGAUCUUAGAAAGCCAGGGGUAAGUAAAGCUGUCAGAAGACGAGAGUUUGAAGUAACAACAGAGGAAGUUCUGGCACAAGCUGACUUCAGGAACGUUAGCUUCCUUGCAAAUUUCAUAACAGAGGCUGGAAUUAUCAUCAAGAGGAGCCAGACUGGCAUAAGUGCUAAGGCGCAGAGAAAGGUCGCAAGGGAGAUCAAAACAGCUCGAGCUUUUGGUUUAAUGCCUUUCACUACAAUGGGGACAAAGUCAUUUGUUUUUGGGAAAUCUAUGGAGCAUCUUGACCAGGACUUUGAAUAUGAGAGUUUCAGUGGGCCGAUGGAGGAUGAUGAUGAUGUCAACCCUCGCAGAGCUUAGGAAGCUACCCCUGCAAUGUGAAAUUAACCUUACCUUGAUUAAAUUUUGAGGAGGAACUUCUGGAAAAGAUUUCAAUGUUCAAAAGCCGAAAAUGGAAUACAGUGAGGUGAUGAAUUGGCAAGAUUGUUUUUGAGGCCAAUUCAGGUUUUUUUUGUAUCAUUAGAAUUAUUCCUUAAUAAUUCUCGAUGCAUGUAGCACCAAUGAUAUUUAAGCUCUUUUCUACUUGCUUCUCCAUUGCUU